Messenger RNA from Paramecium tetraurelia, 6285 nucleotides. RefSeq lists its product as uncharacterized. The record is from RefSeq and is a predicted model, not a curated record. Lineage: Eukaryota; Ciliophora; Oligohymenophorea; Peniculida; Parameciidae. The transcript is spliced from 4 exons.
AUGCUUAUUUUCUUUCAAAUACAAUUUGUUAUUGCUUAAUGGGAAGUUUAUUAUAGCUCCUUUAAUCGACCUUCUUUGAUUUACUGUUCCGAUACUACUUGCCCUUUCGGAUUUAAGAAACAUUAGAGCACAUAGAGUGCCCUCUAUAAAAAUUGUUCUAAUCCAAAAGGAACAGCUUUAAUUUUGCAAGAUUCACAAAUGAGCACUAUUUCAAAUUACUAAUAUUACCCGCAGAAUCCUUAUUCAAGUAAUCACACAAUUGUAUUUGACGUAUACUACAUUUCAUAAUGGAAUAAUGACGCACUGAUAUUCGAAUAUAAAAAUUAGGCUUAUUAAUUUAUCUAUUCUACAUAGAAUCCAUUAAAAUUUGUAAACGGAGCAUGUAAUUCAGAACAAUAUGACGUUAGAACAUAUCAAAUCUCUCUUCCUUACACCAAUUAAUUUACGGAGAUUAAGUUCAGUCUAACAAAUUCGUUGACAAAAGCAUUAAUUAAAAAUAUCCAUUUUUCAUAUAUUUCUUGUCACCCUACCUGUAAAACAUGCACUGGAGUAGGUUAUAAUGAAUGUACAUCAUGCUUUUCCGAUGUAACUCUAACAGACGGCAUUUGUCGAUGUCCUUAAGGAAAAACAUAAUACGGUUCAAAAUGUAGAGAAUAUUGUUUGCUUGGAUACACAGAUAGAAGGGGAAGAUAUUGCAAGGAAUAUCCAUAGUCUUACUUCCUAUAUUUACAUUUAAUCUAUUUCUAAUAUUCUAAAUUAAUAAAUUGGGAUAUUAUUUAUGAUCCAAAGUAAUUGAGCAAUUAAAAUAAAAAAGCAGGCCCAUUAUUUGGGAUUUUUAGAUAUAAUGAAGGAGCUAGCACUAUAGUUAAUACUACUUAUUAUGUAUACCCAUUAGGAGUGUAAUUGUAUCUUUACACAUGCAAUGCAACUCCAACAAAUUCAGGGAUUUCUCUUUAUUUAAAUAAUACUUACUAUUCUUCAAUCUACUAUGAUGGUACCAAUUAUAUUGGGAACAACAUUUAUAUCUAUUAAGCCGCGACAAUAGUAUUAAGUGGUUGUUCAUCUGCUAGAGCUAUAUUAUUAUAUGCGAAUCUCAAAGUAGAAUAAGGUGGCUUCAGUUUUGCAAUCAAAGGGAACUUUACAUCUGAUAAUUCUGGAUGGUAUUUGGUAUAUGCAAUAAUGGGUAGUCCACAAUGUCCGAUUUAUUGUUUAAAAUGUGAAAAGUCUUACAUUUGUUCAUAAUGUUUCUCUGGGUAUAAACUAGUUUCUGAUGGCAAUUGCAUAAAAUAAUGUCCAAAAACUUCAACACUUUAGAACAAUAUUUGUAUCAAAUAUGAUGAUGUGACUAAAUACUCAAAAUAUCUUAUAUAACUAUUCUAUGAUUUCACUGUUCCUGACAAUAUAAAAUCUUCUUUUGUUUUGGAAUCCUCAACAAGUGAAGACUUUUAAAAAGGUGAUGAAAUUUAUUGGUCAUAUACAGACACAAAUGUUGUUUAUGGAGGAAAAUACGUCUGGGCAACAGCCAGAUUUUCGUAAAUAUAUACCAUUAAUUCACCACAUCAUUCAUUAACUAUAUACUUUGAUGCUAUCUUUGGAUACAAAUUCGAUGGUGUCACAGGAUACUUGGGAUAUUCAGUAAAUAACCAAACUGAACAAUCAGUUAAUAAAAAUUCUACAGUAAGUAUAAAUGUCACUACUCCUUCACCGACUUUAUCAAUUUCAUCUUAAUGCUACGGAGCAACCAACAAUGUUCAAGAUAAAUAUUGUGCAAUUGGAUUUUAUUAUAUUGUUGUUCAUUAUUGUAGUCCCUAUUGUCUUCAAUGUACAGAUGAAAAUAAUUGCUUAUAAUUGGAUAAUUCUAUUGAUACAUCAGUAAUAAUACUAAAUCCAUCAUCCUGCAGUUCAUCAUAGUAUUAUGAUGACUAAUACUACAGAUGUGAAGAAUGUCCUUAGAUCUGUGAAACUUGUCUUAAUGAUAUUGAAUGUCUAAGUUGUAGAUACCCUUAUUAAAUUUUUGUAACAUCAUGUGUGUUGUAAUGUAAAAUCAAUGAGUAUUUUGAUGAAUAGAAUUAGAUUUGUGAUUUAUGCAAUCCAGUAUGCAAACAAUGCCAAUAGAAAAAUGAAUGCAUCCAUUGCGAAUAAUCUAUGUUUAGAUAUCUGUUCUAUAAUUAAUGUUUAUGUUAUGAUGGUUAUUACGAUGACAAUAUCAAUAUUGAAUGUUAGGUUUGUGAUGUAUUGUGUACCAAAUGUUUUGGAUCAUCAAAUACAGAAUGCAAUGAAUGUAUCACCGUAGACAAAGUUGAAAUUGUAGGCAAUACUUGUAAUUGUAAAAGUGAAUAUUAUUUUGAGAAAUCCAAUCGGACUUGCAUGUAAUGCCAUAAUAAAUGCGUAACUUGUUUUUCAUCAUCUGAAGACUCUUGUCUUAGUUGCAGUAGCUUAGAAAACAGAAGAAUAGAUGGUCUUCAUUGUUCCUGUUAAACUGGAUAUUACGAACUGAAUGAUAUAUGUGUCUCUUGUCCAAACAUUGAAGAUUCAAGUCUUUAUUAAUGUUAUAAAUAAUGCGGUGAUAAUUCUAUCUCUUGGUUUAAUUAAGUUUGCUCGGCUAUUACAUGUUUAAUAGGAUUUAAAAACUAAGACAAUUAAUGCUUUCCGAUAUGUGGGGAUCUAAUUGUAAAUGGCAAUGAGGAAUGUGAUGAUGGUAAUAAUAUUUUAGAUGAUGGAUGUUACAAUUGUAAAUUUUAAUGUCCAAAACAAUGCACAAUUUGUAAUCAAUAUACAACCUUACCUUGUGCAAAUGUUUGUGGUGAUAAAGUCAUUAGUGGAUCAGAAGAAUGUGAUGAUGGUAAUCUUAUAUAAUUUGAUGGUUGUUAUCAAUGCAAGCUUGAAUGCUAAAUCUAAUGCACUUAAUGUAUGUACGGAUAAUGCUAUUAAUGUCAGACAUAUGGUUGGAUUGUUGAUAUUGCAUCAAAAACUUGUAUUGAAAAUUGUGGUGAUUUAAUUGUUAUGGCAAGUGAAUAAUGUGAUGAUGGAUAUAAUUUUGACUCUAAUGAUGGAUGUUAUUAGUGUAAGAGGGUAUGCAGAGAUGACUGUUUAAAAUGUAGUUCUGAUGGUUUAAAAUGUCUAGAAUGCUAAGUGGGAUAUUAACCCUUUGAUUAUUAUUGUAAAAAUAUAUGUGGAGAUGGCUAUUUAGCAAUUGAUCCUUUUAAUAGAAAUACUGAGGAAUGUGAUGAUUUCAAUUCAACAGAUUUUGAUGGUUGUAGUAAAGUAUGCAAGUUCCAAUGUUAAACAACUCUUUGCUUGACCUGUGUAAAUAAUAAAUGUCUAGAGUGCGUUGAUAAUUAUUAUUUAGAUCAAAAAAAGAAUAAAUGUAUAGAACUAUGUAAUGAUGACAUUAUUGUUGGCUAAGAAAUUUGUGAGGACAUGAAUAGUUUACUAUAUGAUGGAUGUUACAAUUGUUAAUUAUCUUGUCAAUCAAGUUGCUAGAAUUGCUCAACAAAUGGUUGCUCAUCUUGUUUAUAAGGGUAUCAAUUGAUUGGUAAUCGAUGUUCAAGCAUAUGUGGAGAUGGAUUAAAAGUACCAGAAGAAGAUUGCGAUGAUGGUAACUUAAUUCCAUUUGACGGUUGCCAUGGGUGUAAAUACUCAUGUAAUUCAACUUGUUAGACUUGUUACCUUGGUCAUUGUUUAAGGUGUCAACUUGGGUAUGUGAUGUAUAAUGGAUUGUGCGAGAAGUAACAAACUUUUAUUAAUAACAAAUUAUAAAGCUUAAACCUUGAUGUAAGCUUAAAUCAUAUAGUUUAAAAUCAACCUACAAAGUUAUUUAAUGAAUUUUGUAAGGAGGCCAUUAAUGGUACAUGUUUAGUAUGUUAAGAUAAUUACUAUUUAAAUUCUAUAACAUCCAUUUGUUAGAGUUUAUGUGGGGAUGCUUACAUAAAUGGAUAUGAAUAAUGUGAUGAUAGAAAACGUUAAAGUAAUAUCAUUUGUAACUAAUGCAAAUUAUGUUGUGGCGAAAAUUGCAAGGUUUGCUAAAUUGGAAUUUGUAUAUAAUGUGAUGACGGAUAUUUCUUACAAUUUAAAACUAAUUCGUGCGAAAGUUAUGCACAAUGCAAUUAAGUCGGAUUAUAUUACGAUUCCAUAAAUAAUGUUUGCUAUGAUUAAUGUGGGGAUGGUCUAAUAUCACCAAGAGAAUAAUGUGAAGAUGAUAAUGAUGAUCCAUAUGAUGGAUGCUAUAAAUGCAAAUAUUCUUGUUAUCCUACUUGUCCAUUAUGUAUUUUAGGUAAAUGUGCUGACAAUGGUUAAACUUGUAAAGUAGGUUACUAUUUUGAUACCUAAACGGCAUCAUGUUUUAAUGUUUGCGGUGAUGGAAUUUUGGCAAUACCAGAUGAAGAAUGUGAUAGUGAAAUACUUUUGGAUGAUGGAGAUUAUCAAUGUGUUAAUUGUGAGAAGAUUUGUAAUAAUCUUUGUGAAAUUUGUGAUUCAUAUAAAUAAUGUAUUAAAUGCAAGGAAAACUAUGAAUUAUUAAAUCAAAAAUGUUACUCUAAAGAAUUGAAUCAUUAGCCAUGCUUGAUUGAAAAUUGUGAAUAUUGUGAAGACUCUAAAUGCAUUGAAUGCUCAAUUGGUUAUGCCUACAUUCCAAUAGAAAAUGUAUGUUAAACUAUUUGUGGAGAUGGAAUCAUUUUUGGUAAAGAAAUUUGUGAUGAUGGUAACAGAAUUAAUGGAGAUGGUUGUGAUUCACAUUGUAAACCAUCCCAAAAUACCCAAUGUGUUAAUAAUCAAUGCAUUUAAAUUUCACACCCUAUGCCUUAAUUGAAAUUUGUAAAAGAAAUAGAUAAUUCCUAAAUUAUUUAUUUGACUUAUGAUCAAUAGGUAAAAUUAUCAGAGAAUUAUUCAAUUUCAAUAUUUUUAGAUUCCAUCAAAACGUAAAUUAAUAAUAAAGUUACAAAUGUAUCCUUUUCUGAAAUUAGUGCACUUGACUAAGAAUCUUAUAAAUACCUUCAGAUUGAAAUUAACAUAGGGUAUGAGGAAAUAAUAAUCAAUCCUAUAUUUUCUAUUCAUUUUACUGACCUAAAUAUAAUCAUAAAUGAACUUGGAAUGACAUCAAUCUAAGAAGAUAUCUCGAUAUAAUUAACAUCUCCAAAUGUUUUAUCUGAAAAACAAAAAUAAAUAACAUAAUCCCUUAUAUAGUUUAGUGGGUACUAAGUUAAAAUAAUAGCAGGUCUUAUUCUACUAUCAUCAUUUGGGGGAAAAUUUGAGAUAAUUCAAAAUCAAAUUGAUACUAUUUAAUAGCUUUAUUACCUAAAGUAUAUUAAUACUCGAAAAGGUCAAAACUUAAUUUAGUUUUUUGCAACUUUUAGGAUCAUUUAACUCACUAAUCUCUAUGGUUUGAUUGGAUUCAAUCCUUCGAAUGAUUUAUUUUUUGAAUUCUCUUCUUAGAAAUCAGAGGCCAUUUUUGAAGAAGAUGGACGAAAUGCAAAUUAUCUAGCUAAUUUCAUUUAAAUCUCUACGGUUUUUGCUCUAGCCUAUUUAACACAUUUGGCAAUAUAGAUUUGGAUUAAUUACUCCAUGAAUAAAAUCUAGAAUUUUUAAAUUUAAAAUUUUAAUAUGUUUCUAUUGCAAGGAUUACAAAAAGUUAUAAGAUUUUCAAUCAAAAAUUGUAGAAAUAACUUUAGUGAAUAAUUUAAAGGACUAUUUUAAUCACUCAUUUAUGAAUACUCUAUAUCUUCAUUCUUAUCUUUAAUCUAUUAAGAUUUUAGUUCAACUGAAGGAAAAUUUAGUCUUAUAUUGAAUGGAGGGGUCACCUAUUUAUUGUUUUAUUUUUUACUAUUUUAGAAAAAUUCAGAUAAAGAAUCACGCAUUGAAUUUACUUACUCAUGUGUAUAAAAGUUGCUAUUUGGAGUUAUUUUGAUUGUUUGUUUUAAGUCUGCCAUACUUUAAAUUCAAUUGUGUGCUUUAAAUGAAUUCAUUUAUUUUUACCAUUUAUUUAAAUUAAAGAGCGAUCUUGAUAAAUUUUCAUUAUUCAAAAAAUAAUUGAAGCAUUCUAAUUUAUUUAUCAUCAAUAUUAUGCUUUUGCUAAAUGAAUUAUACAAGAAUGAUCCAUUCAAGAUAAUUUAAUUAGGAUGGGCUAUUAUUGCCAUGAUGAGUUCAGUAUUAACUAUGACACUGGUAGUUGAUGUGUGCAAAAUAUUAUAACCAUUUUUAUCAAAAUUACUAGAUAGACUAAAAUAAUAGAGGCCCAUUUUUAAAAACCAUGAAAUAUUGGAUCAAAUUUAAUAAAAAAAUUUUAAGUGA